Molecule: messenger RNA, 228 nt
Organism: Lachnellula hyalina
Lineage: Eukaryota; Fungi; Ascomycota; Leotiomycetes; Helotiales; Lachnaceae
Exons: 2
Coding region: 1-228 (75 amino acids)
Source: RefSeq, a predicted model, not a curated record
AUGCCAGCUCUCAGACAAAAAGUGGCCCUCACAGCCCUCGCAGGCGUCGGCGCUCUCGUCGCAAUCAACACGCUCACGAAACCAUCGAAAACACAAUCGAUCGCCAAUGGCAUGAGGAGGCAGUUGGAUGAUUACAAUUCUGAUAUUCAUCCGGACUCCAACGAAGAGAGUCUCAAAGAUUCGAGAUUUGAUGGUGCGGCAUUGGGGGAUGCAGAGAGGAAGCCUUGA